AUUGAUCACUUUGGAUUUGACGAAAAUCUUACAUUCCAGCAGCGAUACCUAAUAGCAGAUCAACACUGGAAAAAAGAUAAUGGACCAAUGCUAUUUUACACAGGCAACGAAGGAGACAUCACAUGGUUCUGCAACAACACAGGUUUUAUGUGGGAUGUGGCUGAAGAACUUGGUGCCAUGUUAGUAUUUGCUGAACAUAGAUAUUACGGAGAAUCUUUGCCCUUUGGAAAUGAGUCUUUCAGUGACUCCAAGCAUCUGAAUUACCUGACCUCCGAGCAAGCACUGGCAGAUUUUGCAGUGCUAAUAGAGCACUUAAAGGGGAGCAUCGUAGGAGCCCAGUUUAGUCCCGUCAUCGCAGUUGGAGGCUCCUACGGAGGGAUGUUGGCAGCGUGGCUUCGGAUGAAGUACCCUCAUGUGGUCGUUGGAGCUCUGGCAGCCUCUGCCCCAAUCUGGCAGUUUGGUGAUUUGGUUCCUUGCGGCACUUACUUCAGCAUAGUGACUAAUGAUUUCAAAAAGAGUGGGAAGGGCUGCUCCGAAAGCAUCCGGAAUUCCUGGAAUGCCAUUAACAGUCUCUCUUCAACAGAUGCAGGUUUGCAGUGGCUCUCCAGUGCAUUUCACUUGUGCAGCCCAUUAAAAAAUCUUCAGGAUGCUGCUAUAUUGAAGAGCUGGCUGGCUGAGACAUGGGUGAACUUGGCUAUGGUGGAUUAUCCCUACGAAGCUGACUUCCUACAGCCUCUGCCAGCCUGGCCUAUACAGGUAGUCUGCAAAUUCUUGACGAAUCCCAGUCUUCCAGACAAGCAGUUGCUGCAGAAUGUUUUCCAGGCUGUAAAUGUCUACUACAACUACUCAGGAGAAGCCUCAUGCUUUGACAUGUCUCAGACUGCCACCAAGAAUCUGGGCCAGAUGGGCUGGUACUACCAGGCUUGCACUGAGAUGGUGAUGCCCAUGUGCACAGAUGGUGUCAACGACAUGUUUGAGCCCCAGAAGUGGGACUUCGAUGCACUUUCGAACGAGUGUUUCAAGCUGUGGGGAGUGAGGCCUCGGCCCUCGUGGAUCCUUUCCAUGUAUGGAGGGAAAAAUAUCAGCUCACACAGUAACAUCAUCUUCAGCAACGGYGGCCUGGAUCCCUGGUCUGCCGGUGGGGUGACGCAGAACAUCAGCGAGUCCCUCAUGGCCAUCGUGAUCCCAGAUGGAGCCCAUCACCUGGACCUUCGCAGCCGCCACCCUUGYGACCCCAGCUCCGUGCAGCAGGCUCGCGCCUUGGAAACCCGCUCCAUGAAGCAGUGGAUUGAGCAGGCCUCGGAGCCCCGCUCCGUGAAGCRGUGGGCUGAGAAGGCCUCAAAGCCCCGCUCCAUGAAGCGGUGGGUCGAGAAGGCCUCACGCAGACCCUGAGCCUCCCCUUGGCUCCUCUGGGAGCAGGGCCAGGCCUCAGCGUGUGGCCACCUGAACGUCUCCCUGCUGCCUCCUCCUUUGCAAUCCUAGCUGCCAAUGCUUGUGCCCAGGAGAGAAGACGGGGAUGAAGAGCGUUUUCCAGCAACCACCUUGGGCUAAUAAAGUGCAUGGACUGAGCUGCCUGCCCUGGCUUGAUUUCCUAUUCUGCUGGUCUCAAACGCUGCACAAUAAGGUAGAGAUCCUGUUCUGGGCUUGAUGCCUUCCUGGCUGCAGUAGAUUAUGGUCUUGGGUGCUGGGAGAGCGUGUGCAUGGGUUAAAUGGCAGUGUUGUUAAUGCCCAUGUUACCCGCUGUCUUCCGUGGGUCUGGAUUUCGGACACCCUCAGCUGGAAUGAACUGAGAUGGCAGAAGUGUGGGAAGAAUCAUAGAACACAAAUCACCUCACCUUUAAUGCUGGAAAAACAAGUGUAUGCUCUUCCCUCACCUUUCUGGCAGCUCAUGAAUCCAAGCUGUGGAAGAGGCUUUUCCCUUCCGCCCUGUACUGCAUCGGGGCUGGUCCCUGACUCUUUGCUGAGUGUGCAGCGUUUACCCUGCGGCUUUAUUUCUCCCAUUGCUGUGUGUCCUAACCCCAAAAUAUGUCACAGUGAUUACAGUAGCCAAAAAAAAAAAAUCACCCUCAGACUUUAUUUUGUGUCUGUGUGUGUGCAUGUCCUCUGCACAAACACUUAGCUCUUUCAUCAGGAAGCUUCCUCAGCUGUUCUCCUGAAGAGCAAAUGUCACACUUGUGCUGGCGAGAUCUUAUGAAGGGACAAAUAAUGUGGGCAGAGCCUUGUCUGGAGUCYUCCCUCCCCCCCAUUCUUUGUAUUGUUGAAAUUUUGCAUGAUCUGUUUGCUGAGAGCUCUUUAAUAAAAAGCCUUUUUUUAAAAAAAAAAAAUAGUUUGCAGGACAAACUCUUCAAAGUGCAGAGUGCAGCUUUGCUCUUGGAUCAGCCUGAAGCCUGGUGCAGAGCUCCACAAGCCAGGUGCACUUGGGCUCUGUAAAGCUUCCAAAACAGACAAGCUGUCCUUAUUCAUGGGACCAAAUAUCUCUUCUUAAUAAAUGGCUGGAGCAGCUUUGGCUUCAUUCACCCUGCAGGUGAGCAUCCAUCCGAAAGGAUCCUUUGCAGUUGCAAGGACAAUCCCAGUUCAGCACGAUGUGGGCAAGGCCUCUUGGGCUUCUUGAGGCUCUUAAAACUUGCGAUUCUGUUGAAAUGUGUCUCAGCUUUGUUGAUCGUUGAGUAUUUUCCAAAGACACCAGGUGGCCCCUUCUUGUUUCCACUCUCUUCCCGUUCUGUGGGGAAAAAGAAAACAAACAAAACCAYCCUCCCCCCUGCAAAAGACACCCCCCUCACACACCUGACAGAUAGUUUAUUUUUUAAUAAACUCCUGUUAAUCCUAGCCUGCUUCUAGUAAUUCCUAGCAUACUCAUCUUGCUUGAUGUUCUAGAAACAGUUGUUUAAACAAGACUUUUAGGUUCAGGUUGAGAGGUUAUUACUUCAGAGCACAUAAAGAGCAAGACCAGAAAAGAAGCAGAGGGGCAAAAGGAAGAGCUGAUUUGAACUGCCUAAACCCCUUGACUGAAAGCUGUUGUCAGUCCCAUUUCCAAUAGGUCCAUUUUGGGGGGGGGUAACAUGAUAUAAAUAUACUCCAAUUUCUUGCUCAUGUACUUGAAGAUGAUGUGUUGAUGCUGAAUUUCUUACACACUCCCAGAUUAAUAUUUUUUGUUCUAAUUAGAGUUAAAAUGUAAAGUUCUGAGUGCCUGUUCUUGCCACUGUGAUGCUGCAUGGGGAUGGAUGGG
Messenger RNA from Nothoprocta perdicaria, 3226 nucleotides. RefSeq names its product prolylcarboxypeptidase (gene PRCP). The record is from RefSeq and is a predicted model, not a curated record. The transcript has 8 exons. Bases 88 to 1392 code for a protein of 434 amino acids. Gene Ontology annotation, molecular function: oxidoreductase activity; serine-type exopeptidase activity; iron ion binding. Gene Ontology annotation, biological process: biosynthetic process; proteolysis; regulation of blood vessel endothelial cell migration. Lineage: Eukaryota; Metazoa; Chordata; Aves; Tinamiformes; Tinamidae.